GUGUCUCUUUGCCAAUGUUUUCGAGUUGGCAGGUCAUGAGAGAUCAGAUUGUGAUCGUGCAUUUAUAAGGGGUCUCCCCUCGUGUCCGCACCAGAAAGCAAGUGCAUCGUGAUAGUAUCUCACGCAGAUUCGAAGUCUAUAGUUCAGGAUGAAAGAAACACAGCGACGUUUACGAUAUAAUGUUGCCAUAUCACUCGAUGGCUUCAUCGCGCCCCCAGAUGGGUCAACGGAUUGGAUCGUACAAGACGACAACAUCGACUUUCAAGCACUUUAUGCCCAAUUCGAUACGUUUGUUAUGGGCCGCAAGACAUACCAGUGCAUGUUCGCUAUGGGCGAGCAAAACCCUCUACGAAAAUACCCAAAGCAGAACCUGGUUGUUGUCAGCAGGACUCUGAGUAGCGACGAUCACCCAGGCGUGACUAUCGUAUCGCACAACUUCACCGGCUACGUGGCGGACCUCAAAAACGCGGAGGGCCGGGACAUUUGGCUCAUGGGCGGCGGGCAGCUGGCGGGGCCGUGUCUGGAUGCGGGGAUCCUAGACUCCGUCGAGACGGCGAUCAUGCCUGUGAUGCUGAGGAAAGGAACCAGAAUGUUGCCGGACUCGGCGCUCACGCCGCUUGGGGGAUUCAAGUUGGAGUUGGUGGAUUGCAAAAAGUUAGAUACGAGUGGCAUUGUGAACUGCAAGUACAAUGUCAGCAGGGGAAUGGCUGUGUCUUUGGGUGAAGCUUUGUCGUUCUGUUGAAAUGGGAGCAAUGGGCAUGAAGAAGAGGCUCUGAGAUACCCUCACGUGGUAAAACCCACAUAACCAUUAUAUAAGGUCGUUUAAAAGUUACUUUGAUUUACCUAGACGAGAAUUACGCUUG
Molecule: messenger RNA, 863 nt
Organism: Colletotrichum acutatum
Lineage: Eukaryota; Fungi; Ascomycota; Sordariomycetes; Glomerellales; Glomerellaceae
Product: riboflavin biosynthesis protein RibD domain-containing protein
Exons: 1
Coding region: 149-742 (197 amino acids)
Biological process (GO): riboflavin biosynthetic process
Molecular function (GO): 5-amino-6-(5-phosphoribosylamino)uracil reductase activity
Source: RefSeq, a predicted model, not a curated record